GCCACUGCCAGCGCGCCCUCUCCGGACCGCGGUGCUAUGGCCCCCGCCCGCCUGCUCGCGCUGCUCCUGCUUUUCGUAGGCGCCCCCGCUGCCACCGAGUCGAUCCGGGAGACUGAGGUCAUCGACCCCCAGGACCUCCUGGAAGGCCGCUACUACUCGGGAGCCCUACCAGAUGAUGAGGAUAUUGGGAGGCCCGGGCAAGAUGACUUUGAGCUGUCCGGCUCUGGAGACCUGGGUGACUCCGAGGACCCCAAGGGCUUCCCUGAAGUGAUCCAAUCCCUGAUACCUCUAGAUAACCAUAUCCCUGAGGGGGCAGGGCCUGGGAGCCGGGUCCCCAUUGAACCUAAGGAACUGGAGGAGAAUGAGGUUAUCCCCAAGAGAAUCUCGCCUUUUGAUGGGGAUGAAGAUGUGUCCAACAAGGUGUCCAUGUCCAGCACUGCACAGGACGGCAACAUCUUUGAGAGAACAGAGGUUCUGGCAGCUCUAAUUGUGGGCGGCGUUGUGGGCAUCCUCUUUGCCGUCUUCCUGAUUAUGCUGCUGGUGUACCGCAUGAAGAAGAAGGACGAAGGCAGCUACGACCUGGGCAAGAAACCCAUCUACAAAAAAGCCCCCACCAACGAGUUCUAUGCAUGAAGCUUCCUCGUGGCACUGGUUUUGGACGUUGGGGGGAGGGAAGCCGGAGGAUUUUGAAGGGUGGACGUUAGGGUAGGGGGAAGUCAACCUAAUACUGACCUGUCAGUAUCUCCAGCUCUGAUUGAUUACCUUUUAAGUGUCAGAAGAGACAUUACCUUCUACUGUUCUGCCUGGCUCUCCUUGAUUUGUUGGGCCUGGCAGAAAAAUGGGCAAUCCUGGGAUUGGAUUAUUUCCUAAACUUACUGUUUAGAAUCUAGGUCCAACUUCGAGCCUAUUCUGAACAUGCCUCAUCCAGAGCCCCUCUGAAGCCAGGUGGGUAGGGGGGAUUCAGUGAGUCCUGGCUGGAGCUUAACCACCCCCCUCCCCACCAGCCAUAUUCCUGGCCUCCUGUCCCACACAGCCUGUCCCUCUGCCAGGAAUUGGGAGAAGGAUCUAGCACCAUCUGCACCUUGACAUGUGUCUGUAAAUGGAUUCUUAGGAUCACACUACGGGGAGUCUCUGUGGUAUACCUUGGGCCAUUCUAGGCUCUUUUAAGUGACUUUUGGAAAUCAACCUUUUUUAUUUGGGGAUUGGGGGAGAGAGCUAAAAGUUCAUGCUGAAAUGGAUUUAUAGAAUAUUUGUAAAUCUAUUUUUAGGGUUUUUUGUAUGUGUUUUUGUUUUGUUUGUUUAUUGUUUUUUAAUGGUUCAUUCCUCUGUGCAGAGUGUCUCUCUGCCGGGGCAGGAGUGCGGAGAUGCUAAGAAAUUCUGCCCUCUCUUGCUCAUUUCCACCGCACCUGCUAAGUUUGUAUUUAAUGGUUUUUUUUGUUUCUUUUUCUUGGAAAUGAGAGAAGAGCCGGAGACAUGAUUUUUAUUUUUAUUUUUUACUAUUUAUAGCUUUAGACAGGGCCUGUCCUUCCCUCUUUCUUUCAUUAAACUUCUUCCCCCAAGUUUUUUAUACUUCACACACCCCUGCUCAUGACCUUGGCCCUUUCUAAAGCUGCUUCCUCUAAGAAGUAGCUUUGACAGAAAAAGUUUUUUAGCAGAUCCCAAAAUAUAAUGAAAGGGGAUGGUGGGAUAUUUGCGUCUGUGUACUUGUAAUAUAUUAUUAUUCUUCCUUGGUUCUAGGAAAAUAGAUAAAUAUAUUUUUUUUCAGGAAAUAGUGUGAUAUUUCCAGUUUGAUGUUGGCUGGGUGGUCGAGUGAGUGAAUUUUCAUGUGGCUGGGUGGGUUUUUGCCUCUUUUUUCUCUUGCCCUGUUUCUGGUGCCUUCUCCGGAUUGGGCUAGAAUAGUUGAGGUAGACAGCGCUACCCUUUCUGCCUUCUGCCGGGGAAACCAGCUGGUGUUCUUUGGUUUGCUUUGUCCAAGCUCUAGGGCUGUGCUAUCCAAUACAGUAACCACAUGCGGCUGUUUAAAUUUAAGUCAAUUAAAAUCACAUAAAAUUAAAAAUUCAUACCACACUUGCACUAACCACAUUUUGAGAGCUCAGUCACCACAUGUGGCUUGUGGCUGCUGUAUUGACUGAGCGGAGGGCAUUUCCUGCUAUUGGAGAGUGCUGCUCUAGAGAACUAAACUGGCUUAGGAACUCACAGCCUUGGCUGUGUUGGGAUGAACCUGAGCUGGGUGUGCAUGGGGGAGGGCUGAUGAGGCCCUGUCAUCUGGGACGCCCCCUCCAGGGAGGAGAGGCCUAGUGGUGGCUUAGCCUGGGCAGACCGUGUCUCCUCCAGCCAGUGAGGGGAACCACCCUCCCUUGCUGCACCAGUGGCUGUCAGCUCCCACGGCCACCCCAACCUAGGGUCCCAGCUGGCUGGGUCCCCUCCCACCCCCAGCGCCCUUUACCUCGGGUUGUAUUGGAGCGAGCACCUCUUCUGUAGUCACCUCUCACACUGUCGUCUGUUACUGAUUUUUUUGAUAAAAAGAUAAUAAAACCUGAUACUUUCUAGA
Molecule: messenger RNA, 2551 nt
Organism: Otolemur garnettii (small-eared galago)
Lineage: Eukaryota; Metazoa; Chordata; Mammalia; Primates; Galagidae
Gene: SDC4
Product: syndecan 4
Exons: 5
Coding region: 37-633 (198 amino acids)
Biological process (GO): cell migration
Cellular component (GO): cell surface; membrane
Source: RefSeq, a predicted model, not a curated record